UGGCGAUUGGCUGGCCAAAUUUCAAGCUCCCGUUCGCAUCGACGACCCAAGCCGAGCUGCGUCUGCCAAUUCUUCCCUCCCGGACUGAUUGAUUGCGAACGGGACUCAAAGUCGAUGGAAUGAGUUGAGAGUUUCGACCCACCAUCGAUUUAUUAGGAAUCCAACCAAGGACAUUCUCGCCAUGCUGGAGAAUCUUUGCACGCUCCCGCUCUCGGCGGACCUCUUUACCCAGGUGUUGCACCCCUCUGAGCCACUUCUUACCGUCGGCCUGUCCAGCGGUCGUGUCGAGAGCUUCCGGUUGCCAAGCGACGAGGACGAUGGGACCAGCAGCUCGAAUAGCGGCAAGGGCCUGAUUAAGAGCGUGUGGAGCACCCAUCGGCAUAAGGGAAGCUGCCGGUACUUGGCUUAUAGCCAUGACGGACAAGCUCUCUACUCGGCCGGAACCGACUCGGUCGUCAAGCACUUCUCCCCCGAAACCGGCAUCGUCAUCUCCAAGAUCGGCCUGCCUCCCCGCAACAGCGCCACCAACACGACCGACUGCCCGGCCAUUCUCCACGUCCUCUCCCCCAAGACCCUCCUCCUCGGCACCGACUCGGGCGGCCUCUACAUCUUCGACCUUCGCGAGAACGGGAGCCUGAACCCGAAGCCGGUGCGCAAGCACGUGCCGCACGCCGACUACAUCUCGAGCAUAACGCCGCUGCCCCCCUCGGCCGAGAGCACGUCCGGGUUCCCAAAACAGUGGGUGUCGACGGGAGGCACCACCCUCGCCGUCACGGAUCUCAGGGCCGGCAUUGUGGCCACGUCGGAGGACCAGGAGGACGAACUGCUCUGCUCCACCAUCAUCCCCACGGGUCUCGGGCCCAAGCGCAUGCGCGACAACGCCGUCGUGGCUGUCGGCACGGGCGGUGGCGUCUUGACGCUCUGGGACCGCGGUGCCUGGGACGACCAGCAGGAGCGCAUCUACGUCGCGGGCGGGAAGAGCAAGAAGGACGGUGACAGCCUGGACGCCAUUGUGCGUGUGCCCGACGAGCUCGGCUGGGGGAAAAAGGUAGUUGUUGGCGUGGGUGACGGCAGCAUGGCCAUCGUCGACCUGAAGCAGCGCGAAGUGCAGGCCGUGCUGAAGCACGAUGAAAUCGAGGGCGUCGCUGCCUUGACCUUUGACUACCAGAACCGCCUCAUCAGCGGCGGGGGCAGGACGGUCAAGGUCUGGGCAGAAUCGGGCAUUCAGGGUAACGAGGACGAGGAGGGGGAGGAGCACGAAGCCACCGCGAUCAAGCGGUCCGCGGAUAGUGACGAUGAUUCGGAAGGGGACGACAGCGACAGCGAUAACGAGCGUCCCAAGAAACAAUCCAAGAAAAAGCGGAAGAAGGGUAAGGGUGCCCAAGGGAAGACCGUAGCCUUCCCGGGCUUGGAUUAAGUUGUCGUCUGUGUGCCCGGUGCGACGCCAUUGCAUUUACUGUGUACACGGCUUGCCGGUGCCGCGCGACUCCAACUCGCCCGGGCUGCAGAGUGCAACCACACAUGUCUCAGCAUAACUCACUCUAUUGACCUGGAUGCCCCGGGCCCAAGAGGAUCCGCCCCAGAGUCUCGAUUGGAAGCAGUCUGGUUCAACUGCAAAGUGGCUUGUCGACGAACCUGCGACUGCCACUGACCGACCGUAGGAUGAACUGUUGUAUGCUUCUUCGUAUGUCUGCGGUCAAGCCCACGCUGGUGCCUGCAGCAAUCUCGUAAUCAGUGUUUUGAGGAUGCUGCAAAAGCGGCUGAUUGAGCACGGUGAUGGAUGGAUUGUCAAUCCAGGCAACCUUGACAACCGCUACCGAUUCGGAGCGAUAGUUAGGUUCUGUCUAGUACUUGCGUAAUGGCCCAAGGUGCCUCCCUUGACUACUUGAAUAGGAAGUCACGUUAUUUGGGUAUU
Messenger RNA from Thermothelomyces thermophilus ATCC 42464, 1915 nucleotides. RefSeq lists its product as uncharacterized. Lineage: Eukaryota; Fungi; Ascomycota; Sordariomycetes; Sordariales; Chaetomiaceae. Gene Ontology annotation, molecular function: protein binding. Bases 182 to 1417 code for a protein of 411 amino acids. The record is from RefSeq and is a predicted model, not a curated record. The transcript has 2 exons.